Molecule: messenger RNA, 501 nt
Organism: Prunus persica (peach)
Lineage: Eukaryota; Viridiplantae; Streptophyta; Magnoliopsida; Rosales; Rosaceae
Exons: 2
Coding region: 1-501 (166 amino acids)
Source: RefSeq, a predicted model, not a curated record
AUGUCUCCAUUUGAUGCCUUGUAUGGGAGACAGUGUAGAACGCCAUUCUAUUGGGAUGAAGUGGGUGAACACAGAUUGGUCGUAUCUGAGGAUGUUGAAUUGACCAAGAAACAAGAACAAAUCAUUAGAGAACGACUCAAGACAGCCCAGGACCGACAAAAGAGCUAUGCGGACAAUAGAAGAAAAGAUCUUCAGUUUGAGGUGGAGACUGGGCUUGCCUUGCCUUCAGAUCUAGCUCAAUUGCAUGAUGUUUUCCAUGUCUCCUUGCUCCGAAAAUAUAUUUCCGACCCUUCCCAUGUGUUAAAGGAGCAACCAGUAGAAUUGGAGGCUGAUUUCACUUAUGUAGAGCAACCAGUUCAGAUUUUGGAUUGGAAGACGCAAGUGUUGCGAUCAAGAGAGAUUCCACUUGUGAAGGUCUUAUGGAGGAGUCAUACUGUGGAAGAGGUUACAUGGGAACCCGAAGACCAAAUGCGGGAGCAGUACCUUCACCUCUUCGAGUGA